Molecule: messenger RNA, 2556 nt
Organism: Penicillium vulpinum
Lineage: Eukaryota; Fungi; Ascomycota; Eurotiomycetes; Eurotiales; Aspergillaceae
Exons: 1
Coding region: 1-2556 (851 amino acids)
Source: RefSeq, a predicted model, not a curated record
AUGACUGACGAUUCAGACUCGCCUCAUAGGCGGCUCCUCCGUGCUCAGACUGCUUCGAGUCUACAAUAUCCGACUCUUCCACCCCUGACAGCUUCUGUCGAGGAGUGGUUGUCCCGUUCACGGCCUACCAAUAUGACGUCAGAUCAACUUUCUGAUCAUUCACCAAAUACCCUGAGCGAUAGCUGGGCGACUUUGAGUGUUUCUGAUGUACGCUCAGAGGAUGGCAGCCACUCCGAACAAACCGAUGCAUGCUCCUUGAUCGGCCACACCAGCCCUGACGAUGUUGCAAGCCUUGAUGAACGCUAUAGCGGUAGUGAGGCCGAUGCACAGGAUGAAGACAACCAAGAGGAUGAUCGGAUAGACAGGGGUGAAGGGCAAUACUCCGAAUCGGCUUCCCAGGAGCUACCUGCCCUCUUUGCUGCCACACGAACCACGAUCGACGACAGCAUCACAACUACAAAGCCCUCCUUCCCUCGCACCAGUGAUUCGAUCGAAUUUGUGGAGCCUGAGAAGUGGCCCGAGAUUGAGAGAGUAGAGCUCAAGCAUACUAUCCGCAUCUUUGAGGGUGCUGCAGCCUCAGAAUUGAAGAGCCGGCUGCCCUACAAUUUAGCUAACUCUAUCCUCAUGGCUACGGUUCAACAGACCAUGACAAAGCAGGGCCUCGAUCUGGACAAACCUUUCCGUGUGCUCUAUGUUGGACAACCAGGAUUCCGAAACAUUAUCCUCGACAAGAUCGGUGAUGUUCUAGUAUCAAGCUCAUGUGCCGGCUCAGAGCCUAGCUCGACAGAAUCUUCCCGUUAUCAUGUCGUGCCAACCUCAUUUGGCGCUGGAGCUGUUCCCAACUUCGCGGAACUUCUUCCGAUUCAUGUCCAGCUAGUGGUUGACGAAUGUCUGGAGGCCACAGCCGAUUCUUACUCGGACCGACCUAAUACACUCAACCUGAAGUUCAAGAAUCGACCUAUCUGCACUUCAUCCUGGAACGGGUCUGACUAUCAUGUAACAUCUGCAACAGAUUGGACUCUUCCAGAUGUGGCAAUUAUCUUUGUCUCCGGCCUCGAUGAUACAGCGGCUACCAAGACCCAACGUCUUUCCCACGUGUUCCUGGAACGUCAUGGAGUUCCGGCGAUGGUAAUUUCCGAAGAGCCAAUGUGGAAGAUGGCCGGAGAGAUGAUCCCUCUCAACCACAACAGUCUGCACACAUGUUUGGAGUCCCGCCAUCCAAUUUCCGGGCAGACCGCAGUCCUCCGACGAUAUCCUAUUGAUUUGAAGACUUUCGAGAGCAUCACGCCUGGUCAGUUGAAUCGAAACCUGGCUUCACUUGUCAGCAUUUACCCAAAGAGGGCACAUAAAGUCACUGCCGAUACUCCCAAGCCUCUCAAGAGACACAUAUUUGCGGACCUCGAGAAGUAUCCUGGUAACUGGCUCCCGCCUUCCUAUGCCACUCGGGCCCGAGAGCUGGGCCCCAUACUGCGUCUAGUUACUUUGACUCUCGUUUCGGCCAUUGCCAUCUCUAUUGGGUAUGCGGCGGUCAAAAUUCUGGUCGUCUUCUUAGCACAAUGCUUUGCUGGCUCAGUUAUAUCCACUGCAUCCUUUCCAGUGGCUUCCAAUGUCUCUCCCACGUCUGUGCUGACCCUGAAUCGAGUGAUACAGCCCUCAAUCUCAACACGGCCGUCAGCUUCUGUGCGACUAUUUCAUAUGCCCUCCUCGGGAAAUUCAAUCCCCGAGGGUGCCACAGUGCCAACUAUUUCUACUGCAAAACCAUCAGGGACGAAUGAAUUUGAGAUUCAGGUUGUUGGAGACUGCCAUGUUAUCAUCAAACCCCCACAUAAGUUUGCAUCAUCCAAGAAACGGCCACAAUUCAAUGUGAGCGUUCACAGAGAGGACAAAGCUCUUACGUACGAGCUAUCACAGCUGUUCGAUGGAGUCUACACGCUGAAGUUGAACCGCGAGGAUGCGUAUGGAUUAGUCAACUUGACGAUCACAACGAAGUCAAAACAGCCAAUCAACCAGACCAUGGCUGUUGACUUUGGAACCCCGUGGCUGAAGAUCGCAAACUGGAAGCGUGUAGCACAGGAAAUUUCUUCACAAUUUGCCAAGGAAAUCCAUACGGCUCAGACCGGCCUGACUGGGUUAUAUGGCCGCCUCUCCACGGACUUACAGGUGAUCGUUGGAGAUGUGGUGAAGAGAACCCAUAUAUUGCGCCGGGAUGCCGAGGAGCUACGACGUGAGAGCAUGAAUGCACGCGAUGCGGUUUUAUCACGUUCGAAGCAAAUUUCAGAAAUCUUCACUCGCAAUACUAUCCAACGAUUCCGAAAUGUUUCUUCUGUGCUGCAAAUGCGGUCUAGUCAUGUAAACAAGGAAGCCAAGGGCCUUGUUCAUGAUGCAUGGAGCCGACUCGAAAAGUCAGCGCCGAAGCUUGACCUCCGCAGUAUGAUGGAUCGAGUACGCAACGUUAGGAAAUGUGAUGCGCUGGAUCGGGCUCAGUCGCGUGCACGACAUGUUAUGGGAUUACGGCCUGGCAAAUCUAGGAAUUGCUCAACUCAUGGUUCGAAAUGA